Messenger RNA from Australozyma saopauloensis, 546 nucleotides. It is a transcript of the gene NIP7, whose product is annotated as ribosome biosynthesis protein. The record is from RefSeq and is a predicted model, not a curated record. Gene Ontology annotation, cellular component: nucleolus; preribosome, large subunit precursor; nucleus. Lineage: Eukaryota; Fungi; Ascomycota; Pichiomycetes; Serinales; Metschnikowiaceae. Gene Ontology annotation, biological process: ribosomal large subunit biogenesis; ribosome assembly. Gene Ontology annotation, molecular function: RNA binding. The transcript has a single exon. The coding region runs from base 1 to 546 and encodes 181 amino acids.
AUGCGUUCGUUAACAGAGGAGGAAACGAAGGUCGUUUUCGAAAAGUUGGCCAACUAUAUCGGCAGAAAUAUAAGUUUCUUGAUCGACAACCCUACAAACCCUCAUGUCUUCAGACUACAGAAGGACAGAGUCUACUACGUUUCAGAGAGUGUGGCCAAGUUCGCCACCUCUGUUUCUAGAGACAGAUUGAUGGCCCUUGGAACUUGUUUUGGAAAGUUCACGAAAACCGGAAAGUUCAGACUCCACAUCACCUCCUUGCCAUACUUGGCUCAGUACGCCAAGUACAAGGUCUGGAUCAAGCCCAACGGAGAGAUGCCUUUCUUGUACGGCAACCACGUUUUGAAAGCACACAUUGGUCGUAUUUCGGAAGAUAUCCCUGAGCAUGCUGGUGUCAUUGUCUUUUCCAUGCAAGACGUUCCUCUUGGAUUCGGUGUUUCGGCCAAGUCCACUGCUGAGACCAAGAACAUGCAGCCCACAGCCAUCGUCGCCUUUAGACAAGGAGACAUUGGUGAAUACUUGAGAGAAGAGGACACUUUAUUUACUUAA